Molecule: messenger RNA, 1421 nt
Organism: Pelagomonas calceolata
Lineage: Eukaryota; Pelagophyceae; Pelagomonadales; Pelagomonadaceae
Source: the annotation of a GenBank genome assembly
GCCGAGCAAAAAGGGUCGCAUAGAUCGAAUAAAUACAGUAGAUUCAGUGGUGCGCUGUAUACAAGUUGCCUUCGCGACGCUUGCAGCCAACUGAGUGCAGCUGGCAGCGCUCUAGAUGCACCGCGGCCGCACCAAGGCACCAGUGCUGCCAGUCCACAAAUCGAGCAGCAGCAAGAGGAGCAGUGAGGAGCCAAAACGCAUACCAGCACUCGCAUACGUCGCGGCCUGCUUUGCAAUCGGCGUGCUCAUCGGUAAAGCGCUGCGACCACAGAUGGCCGAGUUCGCACCAGCCGCCGCGCCGCCGGCACCGGCUGCUACAAACGCGCCGACCGCCGCGGCGACACAAAAAAAGCUGGACCCGCGCGUCUACGCCUUCUACUACGCCUGGUACCAGAACCCCGCGACGGACGGCCUCUGGGCGCACUGGAACCACAAGCAUCUAGAUCACUGGGACGCGGCGGUCCGAGCCAAGUACCCGCCCUUCGUCCACGACCCGGAAAAACGCGACGUCGGCGCGAGCUUCUUCCCCGCGCUGGGCGCCUACUCGUCGGCCGACGAUUCAAUUAUUGAGGCGCACUUCGCGCAGCUCCGGAAGGCGAACGUCGGCGUGGCGGUCGUGAGCUGGUACCCGCCGGGCAAGCGCGACGCGAACGGCCCCGAGGUCGACGGUUUGGUGAAGAGGCUGCUGGCCGCGGCGGCGCGCUUCGGCCUGGAGCUCUGCCUCCACCUGGAGCCCUGGGAGGGGCGCACGGCGGCGGCGCAGCUGAAGGACGUGGCCUACGCCGUCCGAACGUACGGCGCCCACGAGGCCUACCACAAGAUCGACGGCAAGUGCGUGUUCUUCGCCUACGACUCGUACCAGCUCGCCGCGCGCGACUGGCGCGCGGCGCGGGUCGCGGCGAACGACGGCGCGUUCCUCAUCGCGCUGGCGCUGGAGGCGAAGCACGUCGACGACUACGUGGGUGGGGCGGGCGGCUUCGACGGGGCCUACAGCUAUUUUGGCGCUACCGGCUUCACGCAAGCCUCGACGCCGUCGAGCUGGAAAGGGCUUGUCGCACGGGCGUCGGCGAAGGGCGGCCUCUUCGUCCCGUGCGUCGCGCCGGGCUACGACGACCUGCGCGUGCGACCGUGGAACGGCGCGAAUUCGCGGGGCCGCGAGGCGGGCGCCUACUACGACCGGAGCUGGCGCGCGGCGCUUGAGAGCGGCGCGGCGCGCGUCGCGGUCACGAGUUUCAACGAGUGGCACGAGGGCACGCAGAUCGAAACCGCGGCGGCGGCGUUCACGCCGGAGCGGCCGGGCGUCACUACGUACCUGGCGUACCCGUCGCCGGAGUUUUACCUGACGAAGACGGCGGCCUGGGUGGAGCAGUUCGUGGCGGCGCGGCGGCGCGCGGGGGUGGGGUAAGGCUUGUUCCUAUCGA